Messenger RNA from Drosophila hydei, 1166 nucleotides. It is a transcript of the gene RfC3, whose product is annotated as replication factor C subunit 5. Gene Ontology annotation, cellular component: DNA replication factor C complex; nucleus. The transcript has 5 exons. Gene Ontology annotation, molecular function: DNA clamp loader activity; ATP hydrolysis activity; ATP binding. NCBI's taxonomy places the organism in Eukaryota, Metazoa, Arthropoda, Insecta, Diptera, Drosophilidae. Gene Ontology annotation, biological process: DNA-templated DNA replication; DNA repair. The record is from RefSeq and is a predicted model, not a curated record. Bases 88 to 1086 code for a protein of 332 amino acids.
AUAUAAUUUUCGAUGACUUGGUUGUCUAGAAAACGGCGCGAAUACGUGAACAUUUCGCUUGAUUAUUAAUUAAAAUUGACUAUAAGUAUGUCGGAAAACAAUGGUACGGUUGUGCGUAUGCCAUGGGUGGAAAAAUAUCGGCCCAACUGUUUAGAUGACUUAAUAUCACACGAGGAAAUAAUAUCUACAAUCAAUCGCUUCAUUAAUCAGAAGCAACUGCCGCACUUGCUGUUCUAUGGCCCACCAGGCACAGGUAAAACGAGCACAAUUUUGGCCUGUGCCCGUCAGCUAUAUUCACCGUCACAUUUUAAGUCCAUGGUACUGGAACUGAAUGCGUCUGAUGAUCGUGGCAUUGGAAUCGUUCGUGGUCAGAUUCUCAACUUUGCCUCAACCCGCACCAUUUUCUGUGGCACUUUUAAACUGAUCAUACUGGACGAGGCGGAUGCUAUGACGAAUGAUGCACAGAACGCCUUGCGUCGAAUUAUUGAAAAGUACACCGAAAAUGUGCGCUUCUGCAUUAUUUGCAAUUAUCUAAGCAAAAUUAUACCUGCUCUUCAAUCGCGUUGCACACGUUUUCGCUUUGCCCCACUUUCACCAGAACAGAUGAUGCCGCGGCUCAAUAAAGUUGUGGAUGAGGAGAAUGUCAACAUUACCGAUGAUGGCAAAAAGGCAUUGUUGACCCUCGCUAAAGGUGAUAUGCGAAAGGUUUUAAAUGUGCUGCAGAGCACUUCGAUGGCCUUUGACGUAGUCAACGAGGAUAAUGUUUAUACAUGUGUGGGAUAUCCGCUAAGAAGUGAAAUUGAACAUGUUCUGCAAACAUUGCUUUCAGCAGCAACAUUCGACGCGGCAUUCGAUACAAUUGAAGAAGCAAAGAGUAAGCGCGGACUUGCUUUAGAAGAUAUUGUUACAGAACUGCAUUUGUUUAUUAUGAGACUGGAAUUGCCCAUGUCGGUGAUGAAUAAAUUAAUAAUUAAGAUGGCACAAGUUGAGGAAAGAUUAUCCAAAGGCUGUUCGGAAACUGCCCAAACUGCAGCGCUGGUAUCUGCGUUCUUUAUAAGUCGUGACAUGGUGUCGCUAGAAAGUUAGAGUUUCUAAUUGAAUCGUUUAUAAGAGAAUAAUUAAAAUUAAGCAACCAUUAAUUAAAUACGAAUGCAUUUUUGAAAAUA